Molecule: messenger RNA, 1862 nt
Organism: Alosa alosa (allis shad)
Lineage: Eukaryota; Metazoa; Chordata; Actinopteri; Clupeiformes; Clupeidae
Gene: supt7l
Product: SPT7 like, STAGA complex subunit gamma
Exons: 5
Coding region: 209-1468 (419 amino acids)
Cellular component (GO): SAGA complex
Molecular function (GO): transcription coactivator activity; protein heterodimerization activity
Source: RefSeq, a predicted model, not a curated record
UACCCGGCAUGCAUCCUGCUGUGAAAGGCAAAAUAAUCCAUGAAAAUAAUACCAGAGAACGUCUAAUGUCUACUUUUUGCCGAUAAACUUCGUGUUGUCAUAUGUUAGCUAAACAUAGCACGUUUUGUUUAACUUUUAGAUGUAACUAGUGCAUCAGCCAACGUAUUAAUACAUCACUAACAAGAGCUGCAGGUGGUCAGCCAUCAAAAUGAUGCGUUACUGGGGGGAGAUCCCAGCUGUUUCCGCGCCUCCUGGCCGCAGCUCCUUUGAUUUGCUGCAGCGAGAGUUCCGUCAGGUGGAGAUGCAGGACCCGCCCCUGCACCAGCCAUCUGCCCCACGCCCUCGUCCCACCACUAUGCUUGAUGUGCCUUCGGAACCUUGUAGCCUCACCAUUCACACCGUUCAACUCUGUCAGCAUGUCCGCCGUCUUCGCAGCCUUCUAGCAGCGGCCCAGCAAGGCCAACAGCCACUUGCAUCUUCUACAGCUGACGUUCAGAGCAAUUUCAAAACGGAGGAGGGUGAGCCACUACCUCCAAGGCCUCCCACACCAACCAUGCCAGAUGACCUGCUGCCCCCAGACAGUAAGGUCCCAAGCCUGCCUUUCCAGCUUCGGCAUAGCAACCCAGAAAGCGACUUCUACAAGGGGAAAGGGGAACCAGUGACAGAACUUAGUUGGCCAUCCUGUCGGCAGCUUCUGUACCAGUCUGUUGCUACAGUUCUUGCUCAUGCCGGCUUUGAAUUAGCCCACGAGAGUGUGCUGGAGACACUUACAGACCUGGUGCAUGAGCACUACCAACGUCUGAGCUGGCUGCUUCGUGUUGCAGUGGACCGGGAGGCCCAGCUGGGUGCUACCCCGUUCCCUGAUGUGGUGGAGCAAGUGUUCCAUGAGGUGGGCAUCGGUAGUGUGUUGGCACUGCAGCGCUUCUGGCAGAGCCGCAUCAAGGACUACCACAGCUACAUGGUUCAGGUCAGCAGAGAGCUUUCAGAAGAGUAUGAGAGAGUAGUAAAUCCAGAGAAGGCUCUAGAAGACUCCAAACCCAUGCGGGUCAAAGACGAACCUAUGAGUGACAUUCCCUUCCCUGUCAGUGAGGAACCCGAGGCUGACUUGGCAUCCGGUGACCAAGCCCUGCCCAUUGGUGUGCUGGGUACUUCCAGUGAGAGAAUGGCUGGUGGACUUGAUUCAGAGAAUUCUCCUCAUGUCUCAGGUGCAGCAGUCACCAACUCCCCCUUGUGGCACCUCCCUCAAGUCAAGAUGGAGCCGCAGGAUGGAGAGGAGGCCCAGGUGCCAGGGCCCUUGGGAAGUGAUGUCUUUGAGGAAGAGCCUAUGUCCACCAUGAGUGAAGCUGGAAUAGCGCCAUCACCUGGAGGAGCAUCAGACGGCAGCUACGGCUCCCACUCUCCAGACUCACUGAUUGGCAGCUCACCUGUUUUUCACCAGAGAUUUAAAAAGCGAAUGAGGAAGAUGUAAUGGAAGCUUAAUAGAGCAUCUAGGACAUAACGUGUCAUAACUAACUGUUAAAAAUGACAUUCACUUACUUCCUUCAAUUUAAAAUGCACCUCUUUGUUUUUUAUGUAAAUAUGUGUCACUCCUCUGUCUGCUGCAAUGUUGGAACGCACGCUGAAUAAUUUCCUUUCCUGAGGUUUGAUUGAAGACAAAGGGACCUCAAUCAAGGCGUAGUGGGAAAUUAUUUGCAGCAUUGAGGUACCUGUUAUAUUACAGGUACAUUAUACAUACGUGUUAUAUUACUUUUUUUAAAAAAAAAAAAAUCUCCUUGGGACAAAAAAAGACUAAAAGAAGAAGAAAAGGCAAGAAAAAUAUGGCUUGUCUCCUGUUGUGGAUUUUAAUAAAAUAUGUCCAUUUA